Messenger RNA from Patella vulgata (common limpet), 6101 nucleotides. RefSeq names its product TRPM8 channel-associated factor 2. The transcript has 3 exons. The record is from RefSeq and is a predicted model, not a curated record. Bases 165 to 3074 code for a protein of 969 amino acids. Lineage: Eukaryota; Metazoa; Mollusca; Gastropoda; Patellidae.
GAAUAGUCAUAUGAUAGAUUGAAUACAGUAUGCAGGUGCUCGCUAAUUGUCCAACAAUAUUCAUCUAAAUUUUUCGAGAUACAAGUGUCUAGUGAUAUGACAUGGGAGGAUGAAAGGCGUAAAGGAGAGUCACAAAACAUUGGAUAUAGACUCAACUGAAAAUAAUGAAUGGACGACCAAUAUCUACUGACAUAGGCGAGACUUGGAGAAAAAGGCUAUUAGAUGGAGUCAAAUCCAUACCGGACCGAGGGCUACCAGGAACCGUGGAAGUCUUUGGAGAUAAUGCAAGACCAAUUCUCAUGUCGACACUGGCAGCACCUUGGAUGGCGGCAGCUGAAUACGGUAGAGGACGGGUUGUUGUUCUUGCUCAUGGCGGUUAUGCACUUAAAUUCGAAACUACGGACCAAGAUAAGAACCUAGCUCGAUUGCAUUUAAAUAUCAAACUAUGGCUGACAAGAGGAAACUACAGGGAUCAAUCACAAAUUUGUCCCCUAGAGCAAGAAACAUUAGCGCUCAAGAACAAACUUAUAUUAAUAAUCAGGGGCCGGACCCCUUUUGUGAAGCCUGAUGGUGUGAUUCUGAAUUUUGUACGUCGUGGAGGUAGUUUAUUUCAUGCAAUGUGUCCUUGGGGAUGGCUGGAACUUCACCCAGGAAAGACUCUUAAAGACAUGCCUUAUGCUGGUGCCUUAGACAUGAUUGGAAUCAGUUACCAAAAGUCACACUGGUUUAUGCCGAAAGAUGGUUAUGCAGUUUGUGACUAUUUAGCAACAGGAAUAAUCAGUACUCGACCAUCAACGAAAAGGUCCCUUCAAAAUAAUCGACAUCGAAAUUUUAAGUCCACCAGUUCCAUUGUCGAAAGCGUCGGAGGCGAAUGGAGAAUGCAGAUUCUAGAGGGUGUAGAAAUAGUGCCGAAUCUUGCAUCACCAGGAUACCUAUGCGUUUACGGAGUACGUUCACAUCCGAUACUCACCGAAUAUCGUGGUACAGGCACGUGGAUGGCAGCUGCCGAGAUGGGAAAAGGUCGAAUCAUAGUAAUGACCCAUAAUUCCUUUAUGCGAUAUUUCGAAAGUGGACAUGAACAUCCUGAUUUAGCGAGACUUAUGUUUAAUAUGCAAAACUGGUUGACUCGUGGUACCUACAGAGACCCAUCAGAGGUAGGGUGUCUGCAACGAGGAAUUUUCAAUCUGAAAACAAACAAGAUCCUGAUAAUGAGAGGUCGAUCGCAGUUUAGGAUUCCGGAUGAAGAUUUGGUUAGGUAUAUAAAAGGGGGAGGCGCCCUUCUUCACGCAUUCGACUCGUUUUCGUGGUUGCUGGCAAAUCCGGGAAAAUCAUUAGCGCAGAUGCCAUACGCGAAUGUUUUAGAAAGCGCAGGAAUUGCGUAUCUUGAAGGACAAUGGGCCAUGCCAUCAACAGGGUUACGCGUGUUGAAAAACGUAGCUACAGAUCACCACCAUAUUCGAUAUGCUUUACAAGACGUCACCAACGAAAUUUCUAGUAAGACAUUACUUCUCCUGGUGUAUCUGCCGACAGAAACCCUGAAACAAAUUCUUGACGACUUAAAAGAGGAAAUCGCGUAUAUUGAAAGUACCAGUAGCGUCCAUUGCAUACCAUCCGUCCUUAACCCGGUCUUUUCGAACGAAGGGAGGGCAAUGAUGGGUUUAACAGUUGCUCUCGUCAAAUCGGGAAGAAUAAAUUCCAAGCUACCGGGCCUCGAUCAGUUUCCAGGUGAUUUCGAAGUCCGUCCAAAUAAAUUUAAAAUGAAAGUUGAUAUUGUAUCCCAUGUGGCCGAUGUAUACCCUACGGGGUGCUAUUUACGGGCUGGAGACGAAGUCACGGUAAUAGUGCAAUUAGAAGAGUCUCUAAAAUUGGGCUGGAAGAUGCAAAUUGGUUGUCAUUCGGAUAGACUUCAUUCACUUGACAGUCACGUUAGGUGGCCAUACAUAUGUGAAACGGCAAAUAUCGAUAAGCUACGAUUUAAAGUCACUUCGUUAUAUGGUGGUCUCAUAUAUUUUAUUUCUCCGGGAAAACCGAGCGCUAUGGAAGCUGUUUUGUCUAAUGUGGUGGAAGCGCCAUUCUUUGAUUUAACAAAUAGAUCCCGGGUUAUCGGCUGGAAUGAGAGAAGAUAUGCACCUGGUUUGUGGGCGGAUAUGUGUGGAGAAUUUGUAUGCAUCACCGUGCCUUCAAAAAGUAUUCGCCAUAUUCAUGACCCGAGUGAGGUCAUGAGAACAUGGGAUGACAUCAUCAGUUCUUUUCAUCACCUUCGUGGUUCAAAUGUGCGCAAGAAACGAAAACAGUGGAUAGUGACGGAUAUCCAGUCUGCCGAACGUAAUACAUGCUUGCAUGCCGGAUAUCCAAUUGUUACUGGAUUAGACUUAGCUAACCCAAGUGGAAAGAACUUCUUGUUAAAUCAUAGCCAUAUUAUGGCCGGGGCAUUUUGGAAUGUGUUUGCGGAACUUGGCAAAAAUUUACAGAAGAAAGUUUGGACAUUUAAAGGUACAGAAAACGUAACUUGCAACAUCUUUACACUGUAUGCUCAAGAUAUAAUUUGCGGUAUUGAUCCAUGGCUUCCACAGUGGUUACUUUCCAAAAUAAAAGUUGUUACGAAAUAUUUAGAAAAGGACGAAGGAUUUUACGAGUGGGUCUCUGAUCCAGGAUUAGCACUCUUCAUCUAUGCACAACUAGUUCAUCAAUUUGGUUGGGGACUUUAUAAACGAGUGUUUAGAAAAUAUCGCACUAUCCCGAUUGAGGACUUACCUCAGGACAAUAUAUACAAAAUGGAUUUUUGGUUCACAGCUGUUUCACAGAUAGCUAGGUACAACAUAGCUCCACUUUGUGACUUUUGGAGAAUUCCAUUAUCAACAGACGUUAGAAAUUGGUUAACACAAUUCCCGCCUUUUUUACCAGAUGAUGAAAUAACGAAAUUGGCACCAAUCAGAGUGCAAGAGAUAACCGAUUUCUAUGGCGACGUGGUCAGGAGGCCUAAAAGGCACGUGGCUAAUGAUUUUCAUGAUACCUAUCAAGAGCCUGUAAGAUUUAAACAACCCGACAUAAUGACUCACAUUAUCCGUAGUUAACGUACAGACCUAUAUUUCGUUUCGUUGUUUUAUAUACUUUCGAUGGCUUACAAUACAUGGAGAGCUGACCAAUUGUAGUGGAAGGUCGUGUCAGGGGUCAAACAUCGGCUUUUGACCCUUUGACGUCAGACAUUGAUUAAUCAACCAGCGUUAACGUUUCUAGUGGUUUACCCACAAUUCUGUGCAUCGCACGCCAAGAAGUCGCCGUAACAUACCGUUUCAUUGGCUAAUCCCUCACAUCAACCAUAACGCGGCUUAUAUAACAACUCUUCCAGAUCCUAGUGUUGUAAAGACAUGUAAAAGAAAAUUUUGAACUAUAAAAACGACACGAAAUAGGAUCUGCAAACAAGACACAACAAGAUAUUGCAAGAAAUAAUCAGCAAUGCUGGUAAAUUUAAUGUUUUUUACCUACUUGUACCAAAACUGACUUCCAUGUUCUCAAACGACCUUUAGUGUUACGCUCGAACUAUCUAACAGGUAGACAAAACUUUAAUGGUUAUUUUGUAUUAUGUAUAUUAUUUUUAUAAUGCCCAGAAAGCUUUCAAAUGGAGUAAUUAUUUCUUUUGAUAUCUAAUAGUAGUUUCAGUAUUAUUGACCGAUUAGUCUCUUUUGAAUGCUAAUAAGCAACAACACUUUUCAAUAAAUAUUGCUACCAACAACCAACAAUGAAUCUUACCGAGUCUUAGUCAUACCCAUCUCUACUGGCGUUCAUGCGAUCCAUGUCGAUUAGUAUGCGUGUUUAUUAUUUUGUACCUCCAUGAUACUUCAUUAAAUUUCAAAAACAAUCUGGUUAAAAUACAGAUCUAUAUUUCGUUUCGUUUUUUAUACUUUCGAUAGCCUCUACUACACGGAGAUCUGACCGGUUGUAGUGGAAGGUCGCGACAGAGGUCAUACGAGCGGCUUUUGACACUAUGACGUCAGACAUUCGAUUAACAAUCCGCGUUUAUGUUUCUAGUCGGGUUACCCACCGUUCCGUACACGUCACGCCAAAAUCUCGCCGUAACAGACCGGUUCAUUGGCCAAUCUCUCACAUCACCAAGAACGCGGGUUAUAUAACAACUCUUCCAGAUCUUAGUGUUGUAGAUACAAGUAAAACGAAAUUUUGAACUAUACAAAAUGAAAUAGGAUCCGUGUUUUAAUAACGUGUUUCAAAAAUAACAGUAUGACGAAAUGAUGUCAACUUUGAUCCCAAUUAGAACAUAAAUGAUAUUAAAGCGAUCAUGUCUACGAUAUCAUCUUAGGCGGAAGUGGGCGUAAAACUCUAGAAACGAACGAACGAACGAUCAUAUGUGCUACCCUUGACGGAGCUAAAUUCAAAUCUAAUAACAGUACUUCUGUUGUAGCUGCCCAGUUAAUAAACUUUUACCCAACAGGUACUGACUAUGCCAAUAGGAUGAUGAACAUAGGCACCGUUGGCGUACACAUAACAAAAUUACUGAAAGUUGGAAUUUGCGGAAAAAUCAGCUCUCUCUCAGCAAAAAUACCAUGAUAACACACCCCAGAAAAGUGCAGAAAAGUUGGCCAUUACAUUUCAUCUUUAAUUUUAAAAAGUACACAGUGGUUAUUUGUCGAUUAACUGCAACCAAUUUAUCCGAUUACAUCUCAUAUUUAUGGUAUGGGUCCUAUUGCACGCCAUUAUAGCAACCCUAAAACAUAAUUAAUUAUAUAAUAUCGGUGCAUAGUAACAACGGUCAUUGAAAAUUUAAAAGACAAUGAUCAAGGCUAUAUAUGUGCAUUCUCCCGUCAUCUGUCUUAUAUUAGUGGCUUCAAUCAUGUUCACUUUAAUUGGACAUAGCUAUUGAUUUACUUUUAAAAUACCAAACCUAUCGUUUCGAAGCAUUGUUAGUCUGUAUAUAGUAGAUACUAUAUUACAAUUAAUUUAAUCCAUAAUACAUUUUAAUCUGUGUUAUACGACACUAUUUUAUACUUGAAUUAAUCCAGAAUGCAUUUUAAUCUAUUAAAUUAACCAAUAAUAUAUGUUAAUCUAUGUUAUAAUAUACUAUAUUAUAUUUGACUUAAUCAAUAAUUCAUAUUAAUAUAUAUUAUUAGAUAAUCUAUCAUAAAUUAUUUAAUCCAUGAUAUAUUUUUAUCUAUUUUAUUAGAUACUAUAUUAUAAUUAAAGAUACAUUAUGUAAGAUUUAGAUAAAGAGCUAGCCAUUCUUGCUAUAAUAGUUCGAAAAUAGAUAAUGUAAAAUGAAUAAUUUGAAAAUUUCAUUCAAAUUGCUCUUUUGCGAGCGAAGAUAUUAGCCUUUGAAGGUUUCUCAUCGAGAGUUGAUUGUGGCCUGGCUAAGUUAAUUAAUGUCUUAUUAAUAAUUUAGAUAACAUUCAGACCAAAAGAAAGACCUGCAAUGGGCAGAUUUAGCUCUUGCAUAAUGUAUGUUUAAUUUAAUCCACAAUGCAUGCUAAAGGUGUAUUGUGUAAGUUAUAGAUAAAGUACUGACAUUUCCUGCUAAAUAGGUAAUGACAAAGGAAUAUAUUGAAAUUGUCAGUCCAUUCUGAAUAGAGUUACUGCCGUUAGUGUAGUCUCCAUUCUCAUUGCUACCACCGUCACGAUAAAAAAGAAUUUCUCGAUUAUCGAUUGUUUUAAUUAAAUCAUUAACUAGUAAUUGUGUUUAAAUCCGUUGAAAAUCAAAAGCAUCUGAUGAUCUAGAGCGUUGGUUAUGGGCUUGGCAUGUGAAUAAAUGUCUAAUUAAUGGUUUAUAGAACAUUUAAGGCCAAACAAAAGAUAUGCAUUUGGCAGAAUUAACUCUUACAUAAUGCAUCUUUAAACUAUAUCAUUAAAUACUAUAUUAGAAUUAAAUUAAUCGAUAAUACAUAUUAAUCUAUGUUAUUAGAUACUAUGUAUUAAUAUAUGUUAAUUUAUAUUAUUAGAUACCAUAUUAUAAUUAAAUAAUCCAUAAUAAAUUCUAAUCUAUGUUAUUACGAACUAAAUUUUAAUAUAUGUUAUUAAAUAAUUGAAUUAAUUCAUAAUACAUGAUAAUCUAUGUUAUUAGAUACUAUGUAUUAAUAUAUGUUAAUUUAUGUUAU